Molecule: messenger RNA, 1842 nt
Organism: Bipolaris oryzae ATCC 44560
Lineage: Eukaryota; Fungi; Ascomycota; Dothideomycetes; Pleosporales; Pleosporaceae
Exons: 2
Coding region: 1-1842 (613 amino acids)
Source: RefSeq, a predicted model, not a curated record
AUGUCGGGAAUCGAAGUCGCAGGCCUGGUCUUUGGCGUAGUGCCAGUCGUUGUUGAAAUUCUCAAGUCCUACAGCACCGCCAGGAGCAAACUGACGACUUUCUCACGACACGCAGAAGUUGCAUCCGACAUCCAGCUGAAGUUCCGAGUAGCAGCAGCGAAUUUCAAAAAUGAUUGCCGCAUGCUACUGCAGGCAGCUAUGGCCGACCCCAGCGAGAUAUCUGAGAUGAUGGAGGAUCCGGCGCACAAGAACUGGCAAGAGCAAGGAAAGGACAUUGAGCAGCGACUACGGAGCCUGAUGCAACAGGAUUACGAGCUAUGUCAGGAAAUUGUGACGCGACUCCACGAUAUCCUCCGCGAAACACGAGACAGCCUAAGCAAACUUGAAGACGGUCUGGGCAACACAAAACAACCACAACACGAGUUCAGGAAGAAAGUCUGGCAUGCUUUCAACGCGACUCGCAAAGAGAAUGAAUACAUCCGACAGUUGGAGUCCUUGGACAAAUGGAACAAAUCACUGAGCAAGUUGCGCAAACAGAGGUGCAAGAUGCAGAAGCGCCGCAAUGUCCCAUCGGCUUGUAUCAUUCGCAAGGCUGUGCCAAAGAGCUAUCAGCAGAUCCGCAUCGCCUCGCAACAACUAGGAAAGUCGAUCCACAAGUCAUGGUCUUGCACGAACACAUCUCAUAGUGGACACCAGGCCAAGCUGUCGCUCGAUGCCAAAAGCGGCCACGACAGCGUACAGCUUGAUGUUGUCGUUGCAUGCCAACCAAAACAAGGUCUCAUAGUCCAAAAGCCAUUCACCGACAUGCCAAUAUGGCUACAAACUCGAUCUAUUACAUCACUUACACCAUACAAAGUGCCAACGUCGCCUCAGCCACCACUGGCGAGCGCAUUGUGUCAUGGGAUAGGGGAAACAGUGCCAGUUGCAACCAAGACGAAGUCAGAAAAAGCCAAAUCAAAAAAGAGAGUCCGAAUUGAUGAUCCUAAAGACAAUGUCAGGUGUGUUCGAACAACCAUAACAAGCAACAUACAAACGACACAGGCCCAAUCUUUUGUCAUGCUGGACUUGAAGACAACAGAAAGCGUUUGCUGUCACGUAACAAGAAUGCACUCGUCUGCAUCGGCAUGUCAAGAUGGCUGCGUGAGAUUUCUUGAAGUGGCAAAGAGUCAACCAGUAAUGCGAUUUAUGUUCUACUAUGCCAGCAAACUCGCCACCCACGAUAUAUCGUCUUUCGCCAGGCGGAAAGGGGCUUUGCCUAUCAAGAGCCUCGUUCAGCGCUUUCGUAUGCUGCAACAGCUUACGCUUGCGCACAAGCUAACCGAGGCAGUCCUGCAGUACCAUUCAACCUCCUGGCUGCCGCAAGCAUGGACUCUUCAAGACGUGGCAUAUUUCACGGAUCCGUCUCGCGCAGAUGUCAACAACAUUUCCGACGCACUAGAUAGCUUGCACCUGAGCAACCGCUUCCCAGAUGACUCCUCCCUCACCACCGAGCCAAAGCAUAACGCGCUUGAUCUGAAGCAUACGUUUGGCGUUCGCAACCUCACUCUAGCUAAACUCGGUGUCGCCCUGCUGGAAAUCUGUGCUCAACGAGAAAUUACAGGACCCCAACUGAACAGCACACCCAGCGAUAUUAUCGCAGCGAGAAAGCUGCUGGACGAGAAACACCACUCUAUCCAAACUCUAGGCCCCAAAUAUUUGGAAGUUGUGCGCAAAUGCAUUCACUGCGACUUUUCUUGUGAUGACGAUCUUCAUGGUGACGCACUGCAGAGUGCAGUAUACACUGAGGUUGUAUGUGCAUUGCAGGAGAUGAAGAGCAGAUGGCAAGCGUUCUUUGGCGCAUGA